Molecule: messenger RNA, 9635 nt
Organism: Pristis pectinata (smalltooth sawfish)
Lineage: Eukaryota; Metazoa; Chordata; Chondrichthyes; Rhinopristiformes; Pristidae
Product: probable C-mannosyltransferase DPY19L4
Exons: 19
Coding region: 709-2982 (757 amino acids)
Cellular component (GO): nuclear inner membrane
Molecular function (GO): mannosyltransferase activity
Source: RefSeq, a predicted model, not a curated record
CGCACUUCUCGUCUCUGCCAACAGCGAUCGGGAGCUUGGUCUUUAUUCACAAGGUUGCCAUUGUGUGAUGGAGCGGCGCUGACUGCGGCCGGGAGUGAGCCCGCUACCCGGGGCUGGGUGUGAGCCCGGGGGCCGGGAGUGAGCCCGCUACCCGGGGCUGGGUGUGAGCCCGGGGGCCGGGAGUGAGCCCGCUACCCGGGGCUGAGUGUGAGCCCGGGGGCCGGGAGUGAGCCUGCUGCCCGGGAGUGAGCCCGCUGCCCGGGGCCGGGAGUGAGCCCGGGGGCCGGGGCCGAGUGUGAGCCCGGGGGCCGGGAGUGAGCCCGCUGCCCGGGGCUGGGUGUGAGCCUGCUGCCCGGGUGUGAGCCCGCCGCCCGGGGCUGGGUGUGAGCCUGCUGCCCGGGUGUGAGCCCGGGGGCCGGGAGUGAGCCUGCUGCCCGGGGUUGGGUGUGAGCCCGGGGGCCGGGAGUGAGCCCGCUGCCCGGGGCUGGGUGUGAGCCCGGGGCCGCCCUCGGUUCGCCAGCUCUGCGGCUGCACUCUCCAACACGGGCUGACCUGUUGUAUGCAUUUCCUGCACCAGGAGCUUUCGAUAGGUCCACCGCAGCGUUUCCAUAAACGUAAAUUCCUUCUACAGACCGAAUCUCAGGUCCAAGGCAGGAAGACCGAGUGAGCGCUGAUCCCAUUCCCUCUCCUACCUCAGUGCGAGGUGAAAUGAUAGAGACGAGGAAGAGAAGAAAACAGAAAUGUCUGGAAGAUCACACCAUUCAACAGGAGGCAAAGCUGGAGGCAUCGUCAGUGGAUGCACACCAGGAAGAGUUUAUUCUGGAACAUGAGGGUGAGCAAACCUGUGCAGAAGAAAUUGCCUCAAGGGAGGAAGAAGAAGUGCCUCCGAAAGACAAAAGUGAUACUGGAAACAAAGAUACAAAAAGCAAGCCUGCCCUUCAUCAGUGGGCAAAGGUUUUCUUUGGCAGCUGGGCAGCAAUUGCAAGCGGAAUGUUGUAUGCUGUGUACCUUUCUACAUUUCAUGAAAGAAAAUUCUGGUUUUCCAGCAGACAGGACCUCGAACGAGAAAUUUCUUUUCAAGCGGACAGUGGCUUAUACUACUAUUAUUAUAAAAAGAUGUUGCAGGCAACGUCAAUCCAAGAAGGAUUUUUUGAACUGACACACGAUAACAAGACAUUAUCAUUAAGGACCCUUAAUUCGGUGCAGCAAAUCGGUCUGUAUCCGGAGGUCUUUGCUGGCAUUCUGUACCGUAUUACUGGUAGUCGGGAAGCAAUCGAGCCUGUGUAUUUUUACAUUGGUAUAAUAUUUGGGUUGCAGGCAGUUUACGUGACUGCACUGUACGUCACAAGCUGGAUGCUGAGUGGGACGUGGAUGGCAGGCAUGCUUACGGUCAUUUGGUAUAUUAUUAACCGGACUGAUACCACCAGAGUGGAACAUACUGUUCCCUUGAGGGAAAAUUGGGCAUUGCCAUAUUUUGCACUACAGGUUGGGGCGCUCACUGGUUAUCUGAAGACCAACAUUAAUUCUACUAUGGAGGUGUUUUCAUAUCUCCUGAUGUGUGCAUCUGCUUUUGCCUUUAUAAUGAUGUGGGAGAUUAGUCACUAUGUCCUGUUUGUGCAAGCCUUCAGUCUUUUCCUGCUGGAUUGCCUGGAUCUAAUUCAGACCCGUAAGGUAACGGAAGUGUACAGGAUGUAUUUAGUGUGUCUGGCACUGGGAUACUUUACACAAUUCAGAAAUUCUGCUUUGCUUGCUUCCCCGCUUUUGAGUUUCAUUGGUGGUUCACAUCUUGCAAAAUACAUUCAGCAAAACUUGAAAAAAGGUCAUUUUGUAGCAAGGCUGAUGAAACUACUUCUUCAUUUCUACUUAGUUUUCACAGUCUCAAUUACUUUAAAUCUUGUAAUAAAGAAAAUGCUCCCUCAAGAAGAAAAUGAACACAUAUUAAAGUUUUUUGAAGCAAAAUUUGACUUGAAUACUACAAGAGACUUCAGCACGAAUUUGUUGCUCUGUCAGGAAACGUUUCAGACCCCGUCGCAAGAGUUCUUUAUUCGACUGACCCAGACCUGUCUUUUCCCGUUCUCUAUGUCUGUGCUGCUGAUCUGCCUUUUCUCAACCUUGGAAGUCGUUGCCAGAAAGUUUCGUGAUGUGCCACAGAGAAGUGAUGAUUUGCCAGAUAUGGUGGUGAUUGGUGAAAGGCCAGAGGUGGUUUACCACACGCUGCAUAUGGUGCUGUUUGGGUCACUAGCACUGAUGUUCCAAGGCUUAAAGUAUUUAUGGACUCCUUAUGCCUGCAUGUUUGCUGCCUUUGGUGUUUGUUCCCCUGAGCUCUGGAUGACUGUGUUUAAGUGGUUGCGACUGAGAAGAGUGCCUCCGUUGCUUCUGGCUCUUGUGUUGAGUACUGCAGUCCCAACAAUAAUAGGAUUCAGCAUUUGGAAGGAUUUCUUUCCAGAUGUAAUGAGUGAACUCUCUGAACUUCAGGAAUUUUAUGAUUCUGAUACUGUAGAGCUGAUGAACUGGAUCAAACAAACUCCCACUGCAGCUGUGUUUGCAGGAAGCAUGCAACUUAUGGGAACUGUGAAACUCUGCACCGGACGAACAGUGACAACGCACCCACUCUAUUCAGAUAGAGAUCUACGAAAACGGACAGAGGAGAUCUACCAGGUCUACUCCAGGAGAUCCGCAGAAGAUAUUUACAUGAUCCUCAUGUCAUACAAAGCCAAUUAUGUUAUCAUUGAAGAAGGAAUUUGUAAUGACAUGGGACCAGUGAAAGGCUGCCGGGUAAAGGAUUUGGUGGAUGUUGCAAAUGGCCAUAUACUUUAUAACGAAGAUGAUAGCAACACAAACUAUGCGUUUUCACUGUAUGGACGAUUCUGCCAUGAGAUUAAGCUGGACUAUUCUCCCUACAUCAACUAUUUCACGCGUGUCUAUUGGAAUAGGUCUUAUCGUGUAUACAGAGUCAACACCUUGAUAUCAUUUCAAUAUUAGUGAAGAUUGAAGCCUUUUGAGUCCACACUCUCAUUUGUGCUGUAUAUAUUUAAUUUUUGUGUUGAAAUAACAUCUCCUUUUGCAUAUGGACCUUUUGGAAAAAGACACAUUUCUUUUUAACUUAUUUUUUAUACAUUAGCCUGAAACGAAGUACACAUCUUUUUCUUCCCCAGGAUCUGCCAACAUUGUUAUUCAGAAUGGAAGUCUUAAAACAAAAACAUCAAUGCCAUUAAAAUAAGUUAACCCAAAUCCGUUGACUGAGCUGCUGAAGUGAACUGUAUUGUUCAGGUAAAUAAUAUACCUGACUGAGCUACAUGUGGUCUCAAACCACUGCACCUUGAAAGGAGCUUGGGCACUCUUGGGCAUGGUGUACGUAACUCUGUGCCUAAGCUCUGUCGAAAGCUCAAGUGACCAUUUGAGUCAGUAAUAAAUAUUUUUAAAAGUAGAAGUAAUGCUGUAGUGCUCACAGCAUUACUUCUUUUGAUUAUGGACACACAGAGGAGUGGGACUAUAAUGCUGAGUCUGAUGCCUUACAAACAGUUGGUAUAAAGCAUUACUGUGAGAUUGUAACACACAAAAAGUGCUGGAGGAAUUCAGCAGGUCAGGCGACAUCUAUAGAGGGAAAUAAACAGUCAUAACAUUUUCAAAAUAUUAUUUCCCUUCUGAAAUAAACAGUCAUAGAUGCUGCCUGACCUGCUGAAUUCCUCCUGCACUUAUUGCGUAUUGUUCCAGAUUCCAACAUCUGCAGAAUUUUUUGUCUACUAUGAGAUAAUGUUGUCUUUUUUAAUUAAUUGAUAGCAUACACCUAUUAGAGCACUCUAGCUUAACUAUCCAUGUGUUUAAGAUGUGCAGUAAAACAUACCAGUCUUGUGUGGUAUAAUGUAUAACUAGUGAAUGCCAUUUUGUAAUGAAUUAUUAGGUCCAGAUUUUAACUGUGCAGAGCAUUUUCUUUUCAGGUUGAAAGAAAACAUUGAUUUCUAAAGAAUGGUGUAACAAGAUUAUUUGGGUUUUUUUUUGGAAAAAAAAUAUCUUUAGUGUCUCACUUUUGCUGUCAAGUACCAUCUUUUAAAACAUUGGGUGUGGAGAAGGACCAAGGACUACCUGUAGAUGAGCUGCUAGGAGAUAGCUGGGCUUCAAGGUCUUUUAGGCCAGGCCGGUGUCAUGUUCUGCUGACCAUUGAAGUGCCUGAUGGUGAUUCCACUAAUAAGUCAACUUAUUAGACCCUGCUUUGGGAAAAUUGAAGGCAGCUGACUCUGCUUUCCUGCAAUAAGGCAGCUAGUUCCUGAUGAAGAAUGAAACUGGAAAUUAAGAAGUGUAAAUAACAAAUGCAAUUUGUAAUAGGCAUGGUGUACAACACAAAACUAUCUUGGUGACGGGCAAAUUCACUAAAAAAGCUGCAGAACAUCAAGUGUAUAAAUGGAGGAAAAGUGUCGUAUUGGUGCAGAAGAAAGUUAUUUUGCAAUUGAAACUGUGUAGAAGGAAUUUGACUUUGCAUCAGGUUGUUGCCACUCCUCACCCUUGAAUAUUUGAUACACACCUUGGAAGUCUCAAAAUUAAGAUGUUCCUUUCCACAACUUGGUCUUCCUUACAUUCAUAAUCAGAAAAAAUUGAAAAAUCAGAUGAUCUCACAUUUUAUUCCUUUUUAUGCCAUUUAUUCUGUAGUUUUGCAUUUCUAAAAGUUGGCUUCUUGUUAGGUGGAUGAAACUAUGGUAAAAUGAAAAUGGUACCCACUAAGAUUUUUUUUUAAUUGGACUGAGUACGAGGACACUAAGGUCAUGGUAGUUUUACACCUCAACUAUAUUUAUUCACUUUUACUCCAAAUGGCUCUCUUUCCUAAUAAAAAUCUUGUAGGGGGUGGGUGGUGGGAAAUAGCCUGACAUCUGUACCCCAUUGGGGAAAAGGGUUGCAAAAUUUUUGCUAUCCUUGUGCUUUAAAAUUAGAGCCAAGCUACUUAGCCGUCAAAUGAUCAGACCAUACCACCCACCCUAACACACUACGCAAAUGAUCAGACCAUACCACCCACCCUAACACACUACCACCAUCAAAAGACCCUGUUUUCAAUCGAAGGAGAUGGUUGCCUGGUAUUUUCUCUUGUUUUAAACUGUUCAGUUAGAUCAUCCCUCUGCCUGCCAAACUCAAAUACAAACCAGGUUUUUGCAACCUGUUCUUGCAGUCUACAUCUGGUAUAAUUCUGAAUCGGAACUGUACCCAGGAUCAAUAUAUUUCUCCCGAAUGCCUGAAACUGAGGAUGGAACUCGAGUGGUAGGUUAACCAAGCCCCUCCACAUCAUCUCCUUUUCUUUGUGUUCCAGCCUCGUUGAGCUGACCACAGUAUUCCAUUAGUUUAUUUUUCCCCUAUUUUUAAUUUCACUUGUGCACUAGCUUUCAGUGAUAUCCAUGUGGGCACCCAAAGCAAAUUUCUUUUCUACAGCUCUGAAAAUAUUUCAGUCUGAUCUUUCAAUCUGAAGUGAAUGACCUCCACUCCAGUUUAACCCAUGUGUUUACUUCUGUUCAUCUCACAAAUUCUUACUCAAGUCUACACAGCUUGGAUUGUGAAUCAUAAUUUAGUAUUCCAUGCAAACCUAGAUAUCCAACUUUAUUCCUUUGGCUAAGUCAUUAGUUUCUAGGCUGAAAUACUUGGGCUUCUGUACUAUCCCAAGGAAAGACAACCCGGCACAUUUUGCUAAUCCAACUGCAAUCCAUAUAUCCACUCUCUGUAUCCUGUUUCUCACUCAAUUACCAACCCAAGUCACAAGGUUGCCUCCAAGUUGGUGUGCCUUUAUUUAUGCUAAUAAUGUCAUCUGCAGAAUCUUAUCAAAACCCUUUGGGAAAUCCUAAUAGCCAAUUACCUGUACUUAGUCCCUCAACUUGGUUACGUAGUUCUCUCAAAUAUGCAACUAGAUUUAACAUGCAUAACCUUUUCUUCAUAAAUGUAAUACUUGUCUGAUUACUCAAUUACUUGGUCUUUGAUUGGAGUAAGAAAUGUGUAGAUAUGUUGGUUGCUAUACUCUAGUUGUGCCCUUUGAUUGAAAAAUUGCAAACAUCGCUUGUAGUUAAGAACAGAGAAACAAGACAAGCAGAGUUUGAUACAAGUUUUGGGAAGUUACUGUUGGUUAGUCAGUCUUCAAUCAGUUCCCGUAACUCUCCAUCAACUUGCAUUAAAUUGACUGGUCUCUGGUUGCUUAGCUUCUCUCUAAUUAACUAACAGAGUGACACUUGCAGUUUUCCAGUCAAAAUGAACAAUUACUUAAUCUGGAGAAAUUUGGAAAAUUAUAAUUGAUGUAAGGAGAUUACGGAUACAUUUCUUAAUCCUCUCUGAAAGUAGUCAUCAUGUUUGGGACAUUUGUGUACCUUGAACUAGACCAUAUAUGAGAAAAAUCAAAUAUUAUGAUACAGAUUAAUAAAUGUUGGAUAAGACUGGUUGAGAAAAUAAAAGUGGAGGGAAUUGGGAUGAUCUGUGUGCAUCAUAACCGUGCUACACACUGAUAAUCUCCAUAUUACAUGCUGGUCACAUUUUAAAUGGAGUGCAUUACAAAAGGCACAUUAUUUAUCUAGGGUCAGAACUUUAGAUUUAGUGUUUUAUUUUCCGUUUACAGAAUAUAACUAACUCAAAUACUGAAGUCCUAAUCACUUCAACAAUAAAUAUAACCACAGCAUGAGGUUUGUGGUUCUUUUUGGUGCUGUGUAAAUGGUAUACAAAAUUUCUCCCUUCCUGCCUUCCAGUAUCUGUAUUUCCAAUAUUAUAUCCUCUUUUACCACAGUUUUAUGUUCUUAUUACUAUUUUGAUACUUGAGCCCUCCUGUGUGUUGGAUAGUGUAGCCUAUUAUAUUUUAUGACUAUCAUCAGUGUUGCUCUUUACAUCUUGUAGAUACCUAACAUUGUGUCACUAUAGCCAUGAAGCUGCCCUGAAGAAUUUAAGUUUUUUUGGAGGAACGGUUCCUACAUAUGUAGCAUGACUGUUAAUGUCCUGAUAUAUUGUGAACCCUUCAUUAACUUGUAGAUCACCUGCUGUACCCAAGAGAACCUAUGACAACUUGAUCCAUCUAUUCAUUAUACACAAAUUGCUAUGGGACUCCAUCCAUAAAGACCAAAGUUUUACUGUUGAGGCAUCUUGAGAAGUAUGAACACUGAUUUAUUUUGUCUUUUAUUUUGAUCGAUUAUAUGCAUUCCCAGAAUUCAGGAUCCUGUCAAACAAUGGUCUUUGAGAAAAAUAUGUGCAAUUUGAUUCAAGCCUUGGUCUAACAAGAAUUCAUGUUCACUUAGUACAAUGUAUGACCACAAAAUAAUUUUGAGAAAACAAUUGUUUAAAACAGUUAUAAAAUACUGUAACUGCUUUCCUUUUUCAAUUAAAUAAUGUCCUUAUGUGUCAGAUUUCUUUAGAAAGAUCUUUAUUUGUUUUUAGUGCGUUCUGGUGGUACAAAUAGGGGAAGAAAUAGGUCGUUUGUUGCUAACGUUAAGUGUGUGUCAGUAUCAGCACCAGUUAUGCUCUUAAAUUUUUAGUUCCAUUUAAGUCGAUGGAACUCGAUGCGCAGAUGUGAAGAUAACCAGUGGUCAAUACUGCACAUGCAAUUGACAAAAACAAUCAAGGACAAAUUUCUUCCUGUUAGACCUUUAGUACUAAAAUGUUCGCACUCAAAAUGACGUAGUAAAUCUAUGCUUUUUAGUGAUUUGGAUACGCUGUUUAAAGCCAUGCAGUGUUGCAUUGUUAGUUCUAUAACUUAUUUCACUUAUAAAUGUUCACUCACAUUGUUAUCUAGAAGUCCCUUCUAUAAAUAUAAACUUACACAUCAACAUAUAUUGACGGUACUCACUGGAUGUGUCUGAUGCAAUACAAUACUCAAUCAAUGACUACACCAAGUACUUUCUAUAAUCCAGCACCAAAACUGGAAAAAAAUAGCUACAUUGGUAAGGGGAUAAUUCUUCCAUCAUAUGGUUUUGAUACAUGUGGUGCACAUGUCCCUAUUCAUGUGGUGUUUGGUCCACUGGAUUACUUUUGGAAUAUAUACAAAAGAAACACGAUUUUCUUUGUCUAUAGUUAGUCACCUCUUUUACAGUCAUGAAGUCUCCAUUUAUUUCAUUUCUAAAUGUCUCCUAGAAGACGUAAGCAUGAUGAGUAGGAUGACUUAAAAAUGAAGGAAAAGUUAUUUGGUCCAUCACCUUUGUAGCCCAACUCCUUCCCACAAUAAUGUUGUUGCAUUUUAAGUAUCCUUGGUGCUACCUCUGCUGCUUACCUGGCACAUUACACAUUUCAGGAAUGAAAUACUUGGAAUAAGGAAAUUCUAACCAAGAGUUGUUUUAACUUUACACAAUAUUCAGUCUGUAAACUCCUGAGCAUUUUUCCUCCAUGUUGUGCAGUGUUUAACAAACUGCAUGCUUCCUUAUCUUGAGGUCUGUCACUCUGUUCUCGUAAUAUUUUCUUUUGCAUUUGAGUGGGUCACCUUGCCCUUUUCCCGAGCCACUGUAAUUCUCAUGGAGCUUUUUGGAUAUGCUGUUGUUUUUCUUUGAACACAAAUGUGGUCUGACCAGCACAUUGUAUUAAGUAAAAUUCCAAUACCGCUCCCUGAGAGGCUUCUUCCUUGUUCUAUAUUUCAUCAUUCUGUGCUUGUGGCCCAUUGUUCUGGUGUAUUCUCUUUAUUUGCUUAACAAAGCAUGACAAGACUGUAAAAUGAACAGCAUUUUACCAUUUUGUGCUGUGUGAGAGCUGGAGUGAACAUUUAAGGAAUGGCGUACGUGAAUUGUGCACGAAUAUUGGAUUUGAGCAAUUUCCUUUAAAUUCUGUAUAUUUUGCCGAUUGAUAAUUUUGUUUUAAAAGCAUUGAUACUUCUGAAGAAAAACCUAAUGAGUGAAAAGCUUGAAUUGUUGAAAUUUGUGGUGCAAACCUUUGGUCACUUCAAGACUUGGCUUAUUCACCGAAUGCUAUUUGAAGUGUCAGAUAUGCUUCUAGGAUGGAAAAAUAUAUUGUAUGUUGUUAUAUGCUGUAUUUUUUCUAUAUUUCUCUAACUUGAGCUAUCACACAUUUUUAUAUGAUUAAAAUACCAAAGGGAAAUUUUAAUAUUGGUACUUCAUCAAAUGUAUUUUCUGAUACCACCCCCUCUAAUGCACAGAACUUGGUGAAACUUUACAAUUAAAAUGCUGCUGUGUAAAUUGAAAUUGUGGUGGUACUUUCUUGUUUUUCUCAUUAUAUAUUAGUUAGUAAAUACAUCACCUGGUAUGGAGUUGAGCAGUACAGGCUGUGGAAAGCCUAGAUGUUGAUAUUCUUGCUCUGUGCUGAGUUGGGGUUUCAUUGCCCCUUUAGCUCCACCAAUCCUGCAUUGGACAGGAGCUUUCAAGGCCUGGUGACUAUCUUGUAAUCUCUUUUUUUUGUUGUUAAUCUACAUUUAAUAGUAGGUAAAUAUCAAGUUGGUAUGAAUGAUCUAGGAUUGCCAGACAAAUUUUACCCAUUCUAGAUGUGUAUUCAAUUAAUACUGCACACAGAUGGGAACCUUCUGACCUUAAAGUGUCAACCGUGUAUUGUUGACUAGCCCUAACUUGAUUGUGCAUUAUCUAUAUGUAUGUAUCUCAUUCUAUUUUAAAAGAUGUUUGAUUUUGGAAAUGUUGAGUAUACACAGUAAAAGUUAUGCACAAAUGUUUUAAAUAAAAGUUGUGAAUAAUUAA